GAAGAGCAGCGGGGAGAAAAACCUAUAUCAGUAGGAGAGAGAAUGAACAGAGAAGACUUGAGUGUUCAUUUUUCCAAGAAUUGGCAUCUGCGCUCCAAUCUCUAGAAGGGUGGAGCAAGGAAUGGAAGCUCCAAGGCAGAGAGGCAGUUAGCUUCUCUAAACUGAACCCUCAACUCAUCGUCCAAGCUUCCAAGGCUUCUCUUCCAGAAUACUGAUGUGAGCCUGCAGGAAAGCCGCUUUAGAAGAAAAAGGUCUUGAUUCUUGCCAAACAAAAACAAUUGAGUCGAGAAACCAGUUCCAUCAUGCGAGACUAUCGAGAGUAAGCACACCUAAGCUUAGCUAACCCAUUCUUAGACUGUGUUUCUGUAUAUUCCAUUGAUCUGCAGAAGAUCGAUUCUCAAGUUCUUAUUCCUUUGCCUCUUUUUUUCUUCAGUUUCUCUUUCUUUGUUUUUGUUUUAUGCACUUUGUCUUUAGACUCUGAAAUGAUCUUUAGACCUUUAAACGGAUGCCGAUGUUCUUUCCGUAUCUCUCAAUCUCUUUUUUAUCGCAUUCAAGUUUUCCUCAACUUCCACACAACUCCUUCAGUCGGCCAGUUCUCCAGUUCAGACGAAACCCAGGUAAAAAAAUGGAGAUCUGUUUAUGACUCUGAUGUUUCGAGGUCGGCGAGACCGGGUUCUACUAAGGUUUCCAGGAAGAGUUCAAAAAACAAGCCCUCCGUUGCACAUGAUUUAGUCGAGUUUGAUCACAAAACAGUUGGAGAAACCAUUUCCAGCUAUGGAAACGAUUGGAAACGCGCUCUGGAAUUCUUCAAUUGGGUUGAAAAUGAGUGCCGGUUCCAACACAACACCGAUACCUAUAACCGAAUGAUAGACAUUCUGGGGAAAUUCUUCGAGUUUGAGCUUGCUUGGGACUUAAUUAAAAGAAUGGCUGGUGAUGGAAAUGGAAAUGGAUUUUCUUCACCUGAUCAUUCUACGUUUCGGAUAAUGUUCAAGCGGUAUGUCUCGGCGCACAUGGUUGAAGAAUCAAUUAAUACUUAUAAUCGGAUGCAAGAGUUCAAUUUGAAGGAUGAAACUGCAUUUCUGAAUCUUAUUGAUGCACUUUGUGAGUACAAGCACGUAAUUGAAGCUGAGGAGUUGUGUAUGGGAAAGAAUUCACCUUUCACAGCCAACACAAAAGUGUAUAACAUGAUUCUACGAGGGUGGUUUAAAAUGGGUUGGUGGAGUAAGUGCAGAGAGUUCUGGGAAGAGAUGGAUCGAAAGGGUAUUGAUUGUGAUCUUCAUUCGUAUUCUAUUUACAUGGAUAUUCUUUGCAAGUCAGGGAAACCAUGGAAGACAGUUAAAUUGUAUAAAGAGAUGAAGAAGAGGGGGAUUGAAUUGGAUGUGGUGGCGUAUAACACAGUGAUUCAUGCCAUGGGUCUCUCGGAUGGUGUUGAUGUUGCAAUGCGGCUCUACCGUGAGAUGUUGGAUUUGGGAUGCAAUCCAAAUGUUGUGACAUACAAUACAAUCAUAAAGCUUCUGUGCCAAUCUGGAAGAAUAAGGGAAGCCUAUAAACUACUCGACCAAAUGCCUAAGAAGGGUUGUGUCCCUAAUGUUAUUACAUAUCACUGUUUCUUUGGGAGCCUUAAUAGGCCUAAGGAGAUUCUUAAACUGUUUGACAUCAUGAUUAAGGGUGGGGUCCGCCCUAGAAUGGACACUUACGUGAUGCUUAUGUCAAAAUUUGGAAGAUGGGGCUUUCUACGGCCUGUCUUCCUUGUUUGGGACAAGAUGAAGGAACAUGGAUGCACCCCAGAUGCUUGUGCUUACAAUGCUCUGAUUGAUGCAUUGGUGCAGAAGGGUAUGAUUGAGAUGGCUAGGAAGUAUGAUGAAGAGAUGAUGGAAAGAGGGCUCUCGUGUAAGCCGAGGAGAGAAUUGGGAACAAAAUUACUGAGUGGAGGGUCUGAUGGUCUUCUCUGACUUUUGAUGAACUCUUGAGUAUCUGCCAUGUAAUGAAAGAUGUUGACCACCUGGUUCUGGGAAGAUGCUGGUAAGAGGACCUUGGACCAAGCCACAGGAACAAAUCUAUUUAAUGGAUAUUUGAAUUUUUGCUAUAUGAGGCUGGAAUUGUUUCUCACUCCAUACUCCAGAGUUUGUACAAACUGUAAAUUCAUAAUUUUUUGAGUUGGACCCAGUUUUUACUAGCUUCACAACAAUGAGAUUGGAAGGGUAGUAAAACUUAUUUUAAAUGUUACAACCGUGCAACUAGUUUGAGGUU
This is a messenger RNA of Nelumbo nucifera (sacred lotus), 2250 nucleotides long. RefSeq names its product Pentatricopeptide repeat (PPR) superfamily protein. The record is from RefSeq and is a predicted model, not a curated record. Gene Ontology annotation, molecular function: protein binding. NCBI's taxonomy places the organism in Eukaryota, Viridiplantae, Streptophyta, Magnoliopsida, Proteales, Nelumbonaceae.